AUGGUGCUAAUAUCUAUUUUUCUCAUUAUCAUCAUAUAUCUACAUCCAAUUUCUGCCGUUAAGUGUCCAUCAUGUAUUGAUAUUUGUAUUAAUACAACCAGCACUUCUCUUUCUAUUAAUGAAUCUUAUUGCGACCUAAUAAUUGAAUCAGCUGCCGUAUGCAAAAGUGAAUUAUAUGUUGAAUUGAUUGAUACAUAUCCAGCUGUUAUUAACUAUAUAACUGCACCAUCAAAUGCUCUCAUUACUGGCAAUGCUGAUAGUGUAUUAGUUACAACUAUAAACAUACCAUUAGAUAUUGGAAAUCCUUAUGGAUCAUUUAUCUAUGAUUGUUACGAUGAAGAUCUAUGUAAUAAUAAAAUAGUACAGAAACAAUAUGAAGAAUUACAUGUAGUGAAUUAUACUGAAUUGACAAUUAAAUUGACUGAACUUCUUUAUAAUAAUCAAAGCAUUUCAAAACGACAACCAAUUGAAUGUUACAAUCGAAAUAAUCAGAUAGAACAGUGUUCUAUCAAUAGAAAUUGUCAAGCAACAUUAAUUAUUGAACAAGAACGAUCCGAUUUACUUAUUACAACUUCUAUUUCUGAUCGACGGCCAGGUUCUUUAGUUGGUCUUCGUUUGCGUUCAAAAUCUGUCGGUAAUGAUUAUAAAAAAAUAACUAUAAGUUAUACUUGUAAUAAAAAUAGAUGCAAUGAUCCAGUUAUAGUUCGUCAAAUUCGUCAAAUUUUCUUUGACAUUGGUUUUAUUAAUUCAAAAGCUAAUAGUUUGAAGUUUCUAUCAAUCAUUCUCUUCAUUACUUGUCUUAUUAUAAAUAUUUGUACUCGUUUCAUGUCAUAUUAA
Molecule: messenger RNA, 837 nt
Organism: Rotaria sordida
Lineage: Eukaryota; Metazoa; Rotifera; Eurotatoria; Philodinida; Philodinidae
Source: the annotation of a GenBank genome assembly